UGCUCAGUGGUGCGACAAGGAUGAGGACUGAGUCUGGGUGACUGGGGGACAGGAUUUCAGUUUGCCCCACAGGCCACAGGAGCAACGGACUGAACUGGACAGCACUGGACCCACCACUGUGCAAAGCUAAUACACAACCAUGGGAGACUGGAGCUUCUUGGGUAAUAUUUUGGAAGAAGUAAACGAACACUCCACUGUGAUUGGCCGUGUUUGGCUCACAGUUCUGUUCAUUUUCCGCAUUUUAAUUCUCGGCACGGCAGCAGAGUUUGUCUGGGGAGACGAGCAGUCUGAUUACGUAUGUAACACUCAGCAGCCAGGUUGCGAGAAUGUGUGUUAUGACGAGGCCUUUCCAAUCUCCCACAUCCGUCUAUGGGUGUUACAAAUCAUUUUUGUAUCCACACCUUCACUUGUAUACGUCGGCCAUGCUGUCCAUUACAUCCACAUGGAGGAAAAGCGAAAGGAACGUGAAGAAGCUGAGGUUAGCCACCAACAGCAAGUAGGCGAGGAGCAUCUUCCACUUGCAGAUCAGGGAAGUGUUCGCACCACCAAGGAUGCCAGCACGAAGGGUAGCAAAAAGUUCAGACUCGAGGGCACUCUGCUUUUCACGUACAUAUGCCAUAUCAUCUUCAAAGCUCUUUUUGAAGUAGGCUUCGUGGUUGGACAGUACUUCCUCUACGGGUUCCGCAUCCUGCCGCUGUACCAGUGCAGUCGUUGGCCAUGCCCCAACACAGUGGACUGCUACGUCUCCCGACCCACUGAGAAGACCAUCUUUAUAAUUUUUAUGCUAGCAGUUGCUUGUGUUUCACUGUUCCUUAACUUUGUGGAGAUCAGUCACCUCGCCUUGAAGAAGAUCCGAUUUGUAUUCCACCGACCAGCUCCAGCGCAGUUGGAGCCUCUUGGACCACCUGAGAGGAGCUUACCAUUCCUUCUGACCACCCCUGUCCAAAAAUCUAAGGGUUACAGGCGCCUUGAAGAGGAGAAGAAAGACGAGGUGGCGCACAUAUAUCCACUAGCUGAGGUUGGUAUGGAAGAGGGCCAGUUCUUCUCGCCUCAGCUGGAAAAGGAGCAGAAAAGGAGUCAGGAGGCGGUUAUGUCAACAGCGCCACCUGUAGAGGAGACAAUAAUAUGCGAUGAGACUCAACCCUCCUUCAUUCAGGUCACAGGGACACUACCAGAGCUUCCACCAGAAGAACCACUUCGGGAAGGAGAUGAGGUAGACAGCUUAAAAUCUCCAACAGCUUUCCCAGAAGUACUGGAAGAGCAUUCAGAAGGGGAAAGUGUGGAGGAAACAUAUUUAAUAUCACUUGAAGAGAGUUUGGAUAUAGAUCUAGGAGAACUGGCCUGUAGAGAUGUAACUGAGGAAAAGUCAGCGAUGGAAAGUAGCUUAAUAGAUCCUGAGCCAACACAGGAAGAAAGACUUUCAGGAGCAGAAGAAGAAAAGGAAAACUUACAAGAAAUUGGGGAAAAAGAUCAUAACACCUUUAAGGUCCAAGAGUUGAGGAAAGAAGGGAGUUUACCUGAUGUGCUUGAGGAAGCGACAGCAGUUGAGGUGUCUGACCAAGAGAGGGAACUAUGUGAAAUUGAGCCUUUUGUUAAUGAAGACAUUUUGGAAGAGGCGAUUACUGGUGAUCUGGACAUGUCUAAAAUAUCCGAGGGGGAGCAAGAGCCUGAGGCUUUAGGGGAGGUAGCAGGGUCAAAUUUACCUGACAUAGAGCCCAUUGGGGAUGAAGUGGAUAUGGGAAAGGUCAAAGCUAAGGGGGGUGUAGAAGAUAUGGAAGGGGAUGAAGUUCAACAGGAUGUUGUAGACUCAGAAGUGGACAAACCUUCAGAUGAAGUAGUAGAUAUAGGAAAGGGUGAAACUCUAGAGGGUCUAGUGGAUGCAGGAAGAAGCCGUGCUCUAGAAGAUGUACUACAAACAGGCAAGAAUGAAGUUUUAGAAAAUCUGAAUGAAGUUAGACCUUUUGAUGCUGCAGUCAGUAAAGGUGAGGAGGUUCUAGAUAAAGCUGUAGGACUUGCUGCUGACACUGAACAGGUGGAAACUUUGGCAAAGGAGGAGGUCUCCUUGAAGAUAGAGGAUCCAGAACAGGUCCAAGUCUCUAGGGAGUGUGAUGGGUCAGGGAAAAAAGAGAAUUCUAUGGAAACUGGAGGCCUAGAGAAGGAGGAGUGUUCUGAAGUAAUGAUGGGCAUGGAGGCCACAGAGGAGAUGAUGGAUGUAUCACCUGCACCUCUGGAACUAGAGAAAACAGAGGAAACAAGAUCAUUAAGUCGUCUCAGCAAAGGUAGCAGCAGAGCCAGGUCAGAUGAUCUAACAAUAUGACUGAACUACAAGCAGAAACGUAACUAAAAAAUCCCCAAAUUCCCAAGUGCCACAUUAUCAGGUGAAUCAUUGGACAAGCAUGUUUUCUUGGGGUUUUCAACAAGUCAUGAAAUGCCCCAAGUAUGAUCAUCCCCCUUAUGGAAUGUAUAUACUUCAUGUAUAAUGGCCCAUUAAUACUGUAUGAGAAAAAAAUAUUAUGAAUUUCUUGUAACCACCUAGGAGUUCUGGACACAAGUUUGUGUUUGUGUGUGUGUGUGUGUGUUUUACACACAAGUUCAUCUAAAAAGAAAGGCAAAGGUACAAGAACACAAAAACAAUGAAUGAUUUGUAGAAAUUAUGGCAAUAACAAAUUACAAUCUUCUACUAAAAGUGGUAGCUUAUUUAUCACAGGGAACAUUACUAGGGACAUACUUUCAAGCAUAACUUGAUUUUUUUUUUUGUCUUGCUUUUCAAAAAGACCUUUUCUUUAUUUAUUAAAUUUCUUAUACUAUAAAUCCCAUGCAAGAUAAUCACAGAGUGACAUUCUGAAAAAACUGUCUAUUGCUUUGACAAUUUAUGUUUAUCUAUACAUUUGCCUGUUAUUGUUUUAUGAUUAUCCUGGGCCAUAAUCAUUGUGUUAUCGUUUAUAAAUCUACAAUCAAUUUGUUUACAACAUUUACAUUCCUUUUCAGUAACAUCUGGACUUCUGAUACAAAGUUUAUUAAAAAUACAGAAUAUUGUAAUUGAGAAGUUUGAGAAGUUGUAGGGUUUGAUUACAGGUAGCAGGACUAAUAUUUAUAUGAACUGUACAACAAAAAAGGGGGUUUUAUGAUGU
Carassius carassius (crucian carp) is the source of this 3131-nucleotide messenger RNA. RefSeq names its product gap junction protein alpha 8 paralog a (gene gja8a). The transcript is spliced from 2 exons. The record is from RefSeq and is a predicted model, not a curated record. The coding region runs from base 140 to 2317 and encodes 725 amino acids. Lineage: Eukaryota; Metazoa; Chordata; Actinopteri; Cypriniformes; Cyprinidae. Gene Ontology annotation, biological process: cell communication. Gene Ontology annotation, cellular component: connexin complex.